AACUUCCUCCCGGGAUCAGCUGAUGGAAAAUGGGCAGAGCGGCUGAACCAUUCCUCCCGGCCCGCCAUGGGUGGGACAAGACGGGAGGAGAAAGGACUCCCUGGCGCGUCCCAGGGGCUCACAGCACCGGCGCCGCCCUGAUGCACUCGCUGGGGGUGCGGCCCGGAGCCAUGGUGAUCAUGUCCGAGUUCAGCGCGGCCCCCGCGGGCUCAGGCCAGGGCCAGCAGAAGCCCCUCCGCGUGGGCUUCUACGACAUCGAGCGGACCCUGGGCAAGGGCAAUUUCGCGGUGGUGAAGCUGGCCCGGCAUCGAGUCACCAAAACCCAGGUUGCGAUAAAAAUAAUCGAUAAAACACGAUUAGAUUCAAGCAACUUGGAGAAAAUAUAUCGUGAGGUCCAGAUCAUGAAGCUGCUGAAUCACCCUCAUAUCAUAAAGCUUUAUCAGGUUAUGGAAACAAAGGAUAUGCUUUAUAUCGUCACUGAAUUUGCAAAAAACGGAGAGAUGUUUGAUUAUUUGACUUCCAAUGGGCACCUAAGCGAGAAUGAAGCCCGGAAGAAGUUCUGGCAGAUUCUGUCGGCCGUGGAGUACUGCCACAGCCACCACAUUGUUCACCGGGACCUCAAGACCGAGAACCUACUGCUGGAUGGCAACAUGGACAUCAAGCUGGCAGAUUUCGGAUUUGGGAAUUUCUACAAGUCAGGAGAGCCUCUGUCCACGUGGUGUGGGAGCCCCCCGUACGCAGCCCCGGAAGUCUUCGAGGGGAAGGAAUAUGAAGGCCCGCAGCUGGACGUCUGGAGCCUUGGCGUCGUGCUGUACGUCCUCGUCUGCGGGUCUCUCCCCUUCGAUGGGCCCAACCUUCCGGCUCUGCGGCAGCGCGUGCUGGAGGGCCGCUUCCGCAUCCCCUUCUUCAUGUCCCAGGACUGUGAGACGCUGAUCCGCCGCAUGCUGGUGGUGGACCCCGCCAAGCGCAUCACCGUGGCCCAGAUCCGGCAGCACAGGUGGAUGCAGGCCGACCCCUCCCUGCUUCGGCAGGCCUGCCCCGCCUUCUCUGCGCUCAGCUACAACUCCAACCUGGGCGAUUACGACGAGCAGGUGCUGGGCAUCAUGCAGACCCUCGGGGUCGACCGGCAGAGGACGGUGGAGUCGCUGCAGAACAGCAGCUAUAACCAUUUUGCUGCCAUUUAUUACCUCCUCCUCGAGCGCCUGAAGGAGUAUCGGAACGCCCAGCCGUCGGUCCGCCCCGGCCCAGCCAGGCAGCCGAGGCCCAGAAGCUCAGACCUCAGCGGCUUUGAGGUGCCUCAGGAAGGGCUCCCCGGCGAUGCUUUCCGGUCCGCCCUGCUGUGCCCGCAGCCCCAGAGCCUGGGGCAGUCCGUCCUGCAGGCUGAAAUGGACUGUGACCUCCACAGCUCACUCCAGCCCCUAUUCUUCCCUGUGGACACCAACUGCAACGGAGUGUUCCGGCAUCGCUCCAUCUCCCCCACCAGCCUGCUGGACACGACCAUCAGCGAGGAGGUCAGGCAGGGCCAGGGCCUCGAGGAGGAGCAGGAGGCACAGAUGCCCCUGCCCAGCAGCUCAGGCCGGAGGCACACGCUGGCCGAGGUCUCCACCUGCUUCUCCCCGGGCGCCCCUCCCUGUAUAGUCAUCUCCUCCUCUGUGGCGAGUCCUUCUGAAGGCACCAGCUCCGACAGCUGUCUGACCUCAGCAGGUGAUGGCCUGGUGGGGCUCAGCGGACGCCUGGCCACUCAGGGUCUGCUGGGCACCUGCUCCCCACUCCGACUGGCCUCACCACUCCUGGGGGCCCAGUCGGCCACACCAGUGCUCCAGGCGCAGGGGGCCCUGGGGGGAGCCACCCCGCUCCCCGUCAGCUUCCAGGAAGGCCGGAGGGCGUCGGACACCUCACUCACUCAAGGGCUGAAAGCCUUUCGGCAGCAGCUGAGGAAGAAUGCGCGGACCAAAGGGUUUCUGGGGCUGAACAAGAUCAAGGGGCUGGCUCGCCAGGUGUGCCAGCCCUCCUCCUCCAGCCGGGCCACCAGGGGUGGCCUGAACGCCUUCCAGCUGCCCGCGCCGAGCCCAGGCCUGCACGGCAGCGGGGCCAGCAGCCGGGAGGGCAGGAGUCUGCUGGAGGAGGUGCUGCACCAGCAGAGGUUGCUCCAGUUGCAGCAUCACCCGGCAGCCCCACCCACCUGCCAGCAGGCCCCGCUGGUCCUCGCCCCCUGUGACGGCGCCCUCCUGGUGUCUGGACUCCAGAGGGGGCUGGGGCUGGGGCCCGGCACACUGCUGCCACCCCACCUCCUGCAGGCUGGGGCCUCCCCCGUGGCGUCGGCAGCCCAGCUCCUGGACGCCCACCUGCACAUCAGCCCCACCUCAGCCCCGCUCCCGGCCGCCACUCCCCUACAGCCGCCCUUCGCCAUGUUGCCCCCGAGGUUUGACCCCACGGGGCUGCCUCAGGGGGACUGUGAGAUGGAGGACCUGACCUCCGGCCAGCUGGGCACGUUUGUCCUGGUGCAGUGAGGGACACGGCGGCUGCCCGCCCCGUGGCACCAGCCGACCGACUUUUCCAAGCAAUAAUUUCAGAGUAUGUGAAGACGUUUCCGGACUCAAAGCCAAUAACUUUCUAGAAGCGAAACAAGCAAUACGUUUGGUGUUUUGGCUUUUUAGUUACUUUUUGUUUUACUUUUUCCUUGCACUGAGCAACUGCAACUAUGAGCAGGGACUGGAAACUUUUUGGAGAAAAAUAAUAAUCGAGGGGCGUGUUGUUGGGGCGGGUGGACGGGAAGGGGGAAGGAGGGCAAUGGGAUAAGGGACGACUGGGCUGGGCUCGCCAGGCCAGCGCCACUGCGGAUCAGCUGGCCAUGGGAGGGGACUGGAGCCUCCCUCAACCACGGACGCCUCGGACAAGGAAACUGUGGUGUGAGCCGCGGCCGUGGAACUGAGUGGGUGCGUCUCCCUCCGCGUGCGUGUGUGCGGGUGUGCACGUGUGGACUAGUAACGUUUUUUUUUUUUAGUUAACAAUCCUCCAACUUCCUGAAACAUUUAUGCUUCAAAUGAAAACUGUGAACUUUCCACUUUAUGUAUUAGUUUUUAAAAAGCUCUAACAGCCAUCCCAGGAGAAGAUAAUCUACAAAUUUCUCGGAAUUCUUUCCCCCGACAUCAGAACCCAGAGGAUCCUUGUUUCUUACUCCAGAUGAGAAGUUUUGCAAACUGCUCCAGGGUCACUUUUCCAGGAUUCUCCGGAGGAGCCACAAGGAAGAAGCUGGAGGGGGCGGGAUGGCUGAGGUGGGGCUCUGUCCAGGGCCCCUUGGCGUGGAGCCCUAGGCGCCUUCCAGGGAGCCAGAGAGCUUCCUCCUGCUGUGCAUCUCUUUUCCGCUGCUAAUUGAGUUUUGAUGCAUUUCAUUAUCAGGGUCCAUAAAGAACAACUGACUGGGGGAAUGUGCAAUAUGGCGAGGCUGUGAGCAGCGCGGGCACGGGCGGCAGAGGGGUCACACCGUGACUCCACUGCCCUCGGCCGGGUCAUGCUCGGUGGCCAGCCCCACCUCAUCCAGGCCCCGGCGUGUUAGGCUUCCAUUCAAGGAACGUGAGAUGAGAGGUUAGAUCAGUGUUGUUCCAGCUUUGUUCCUUUUUUCAAGCGAAUACUGUGUCUGUAUAUAAAUAGGAGACAAAUACACACUACUUAUUUUUUAUAUUUUUUACUACACUUUUGUGUUCCCGGUUUAAAUUUCCCUCUCUGGUAGCACCAGGUGGGCGUGGAGGGGGACAAGGGGCGUCCUUCCCUGGCGGGUGAACUCUGGGGUGGCACUGUCAGCGAGAGGCCUCUCCAAUGGACGCCGCACACGCCCUCGGCCCUGGUCGUCCCCGUCCCUUUGCCAACCCAGGUGCCUUCAGCUCACUUCGGCUCUUAGAACCUGCGGUGUUAAGGAGGCAGCGCCGGCGGGUGGGAACCAGGGCACCUGUAGAGGCCACAGACGGCUGAUUCCCAGCGGCGGGGCGGUGGGCCGGCCCGCGUCUGAGCGGCUGCUGAGCCGGGUGCUCCCCUCUGCCCGCCGCCCCCGUUGCUGUUCCUGACCCGGCGGGGACUGUCCUCGCUCCUGGCUGCAAAGAAGUCCCCAAAGCCUCCUUCUGACUUGCAGAGAAGGUUCCGGACAGACAGGAGGGGGACUCCGGACGUCCUGGGCCGCCGCGGCCUUCACCUUCAGAGUCACGGAGGCAGCACAGUUGUUCCCAACGCCAAACUGCAUCCCCUUUUAAAACGACUCUCUGUCCUAACGCCAGAGAUCAAAGGCCUCCGACCCGCGACAAGCACUUUACUUUCUCGGUAGUUUCCUCUCGUUGCUGUGAGUCAUGUUUCCGUGUCGUGUCUGCCGGUGUGUGCGGCGUGCGUCCCGCCGGUUCCCCGACCGCGCCGUGCCGCGCACCGAGUGCGGCCGCCUGUUUAAAGGCUCCGCGUGAUCUGGUUCAGGUGUAUAUAGUUUGUUUUUUUACCGUAACUGAAUUAUUUUAUUUCUUAUGUUCACAUGAGAAAUGUAUGCCAAAUGAUUAGUGGAUGUAUGUUUUUUAAUUUAAUAUUUAAAUAAAAUAUUUGGGGAGAAAAACCCUUGACUUCUUCCCUC
This is a messenger RNA of Equus quagga, 4606 nucleotides long. RefSeq names its product serine/threonine-protein kinase SIK1-like. Lineage: Eukaryota; Metazoa; Chordata; Mammalia; Perissodactyla; Equidae. Gene Ontology annotation, molecular function: ATP binding; tau-protein kinase activity; protein serine/threonine kinase activity. The transcript is spliced from 14 exons. The coding region runs from base 30 to 2510 and encodes 826 amino acids. Gene Ontology annotation, biological process: microtubule cytoskeleton organization; intracellular signal transduction; protein phosphorylation. Gene Ontology annotation, cellular component: cytoplasm. The record is from RefSeq and is a predicted model, not a curated record.